Messenger RNA from Gavialis gangeticus (Gharial), 2738 nucleotides. It is a transcript of the gene SLC75A1, whose product is annotated as major facilitator superfamily domain containing 10. The transcript is spliced from 14 exons. Gene Ontology annotation, molecular function: transmembrane transporter activity. The record is from RefSeq and is a predicted model, not a curated record. Gene Ontology annotation, cellular component: brush border membrane. Gene Ontology annotation, biological process: transmembrane transport. Lineage: Eukaryota; Metazoa; Chordata; Crocodylia; Gavialidae. Bases 340 to 1740 code for a protein of 466 amino acids.
UGUGAGGAGGCCCGUGGGGGACUGAAGGUUUUCCUGGGGAGCGAUAUCCAUGCCACCGUCGCUGACCCCAGAAGACUGGGGCUGCCUGGCGGACAUGGGCACGCCCUGAAACGCCAGGGUUGCCCCCUCAACAGAUUUGGCAGCUAAGCAUUUUUUAGAAGAAACCCCAGACGGCAGUUGAGCCCCCAUGUCACAGGGCGGCAGAGGGCGGACCGUGAAGGGGAGAGCGAGUGGUGUGUGACCAGGGGUCUCUAGGAAUACAACCUCCUCGGGACAGGGGCUGUCUUGUGUUUGCACAGUAGCAAACAGGAGGGUCCCAACCAGGGGUUUAGAUGUGCAAUGCCUGAGAACAUGUCCCUGAGACUGGGGGGAAGCAGCAGCCCCACCAAGGACAAAACAGAGGCUGGAGAUGGCUCUAGGCGAGUGAUCACCACUGUCUUUGUGGCACUCUUCAUAGACCUGCUGGGCUUUACAAUCAUCUUGCCACUUCUUCCUUCAAUCCUUGAGCACUACAGCAGGAACAAUGAUGGCUUCUAUUUGUCAUUGCAGCGCAGGGUGGACUCGUUCGCUGUAAUGAUUGGGGUGCCCCCGGAGAGGAAGUACAACAGUGUCUUGUUUGGAGGUCUGAUUGGCUCCAUAUUUUCCAUCCUGCAGUUCUUCUUCUCUCCACUCACUGGUGCUGCCUCCGACUACUUGGGAAGAAGGCCAGUCUUGUUGUUGACAGUGAUGGGUUUGAUAGCAUCCUAUGCUCUGUGGGCCAUCUCUAGGAGUUUUGGGAUGUUUCUCCUUUCCAGAAUUGUAGGUGGAAUAAGCAAAGGGAAUGUCAGUCUCUCAACGGCUAUAAUUGCUGACUUGCACUCUCCAAAAGCACGGAGCAAGGGAAUGGCAAUGAUCGGUGUUGCUUUCUCCUUGGGUUUUACCCUGGGUCCAAUGAUUGGAGCUUACCUGGCUAUGGAGACAGGGAAAGGAGAAGUCUUCUACCUUCGGUCAGCCCUGUUGGCUCUCAUGUUUGCUGUGAUGGAUUUAAUUUUCAUCUUUUUCCUGCUUCCAGAGACACUCCCCAAGGAAAAGCGGGUGUCCUCUGUGACAUCUGGAUUCCAGGCAGCAGUUGACUUGCUCAGUCCCCUGGCUUUAUUUCAGUUCUCUGCAGUCACCAGAGGAAAGGACUCCCCUUCAAAGGAGAACCUUCAAAACCUCAAGGUCCUGGGUCUAGCUUAUUUCUUGUAUCUCUUCCUGUUUUCUGGUCUGGAAUACAGUCUGAGUUUUCUCACCCACCACCGGUUCCAGUUCAGCAGCAUGCAACAGGGCAAGAUGUUCUUCUUUAUUGGAAUAACAAUGGCCCUGAUUCAGGGAGGCUAUGCUCGCCGAAUCAAGCCAGGAUGUGAGAUCAAGGCUGUGAAAAGGGCCCUAAUGCUACUGAUUCCAGCUUUCUUGUUAAUCGGAUGGGCUCCUAAUGUGAUCGUGCUGAGUAUUGGACUAUUGCUGUACUCUUUUGCGGCUGCUAUCGUUGUUCCGUGCUUGUCAGCAGUGGUGUCAGGCUACGGCUCGGCCAGCCAGAAAGGGAGAGUGAUGGGAAUCCUGAGGAGUCUGGGUGCCCUGGCAAGAUCUGUAGGACCAAUUGUAUCAGCAACAGUUUAUUGGCUGGCAGGAGCAGAGGUUUGCUUCACUGUUUGUGCAGGCUUCUUCCUGCUCCCCUUCCUGCUUCUUGGCUGGAUGAAACAGCAAACAAAGAAGGAGUAGCUAAUGUGAGGAGCAACCUGAUGGCUACUGCAGCACUGCCACCAUGUUCCCAGCAACUCCAGGCACAGGGUAACGGCAGCUGGCAAGAAGCAAUUCCUAUUUGAGGAGGGUUUCUGGAAGGGAAUGCCACUUCUACUGUGCAGUCCCCACCAGCAUUCGCACCAGCACAGCAUCGCUCCAAUUUCUUAUCUCAUCUCCAAAGUGUUCUUCACAAUACAGCCCGUCAGCUGGUUCAGCUGGCUCUGAGAACAGACGCAUGCUGUACUCUGGCCAGCUAGGAUGGUGACAUCAUACCAUGGCUGGUUAAACGCAUAUUUAUGGGUAGAAAAAUCAUACUGCUUAGUAUGCUCUGAGACCUGCAGCACAACUUGUGCUGGAUAUAGAAACCAUGUGGGUUAUGUACAAUUUCCAUCCAGACACAACAAGUGAAAUACCAUCAUGCCAUGUGAUCAUGAACACAGUAUACCAAUUUUUUUUUUUAAACAUAUACUCUCUUUGUAAGUUUCAUUUAAAACACUAACAGCUCAUCCUAACAGUCUGGCAAAACCUGCAGUCCAGAGGAGGGUAAGGGGUAGGUUACUGGCCAAGAAGUAAUUCACCCAGAUUAGGUCCUGAUGAGGAAAUAGAUCAUCUUUCUUUUUAUUUAUCUUUCAUACUUACUUUGCCAGAAAUGUUUGCACUGCCCCCUUCAGUUACCAGUAGCCUGUGGGAUGUAUUAGGGGCAAGAGCUGGUCUCUCUUAAAAUAUGUACCUGUUGCCUUAAACUCUUAAUAUUAAAAAUAGCAGCUUAUGAUUUGUAAGCCCUUCUAGCAAGGGCACAUUCUGUUGUCUCAACACUGUGUUUACAGCCUUGACAAAGGAUCGUGAGCAAGUAGGUGCCCUCAUUUUUAUAUGCAAUAUAGUUGGAAAAUGUAUUUAGCUACUUUUUAUACUUGUUAUCAGUUGUCACAAGAUUUUGAAAGCUACACUGUUGUUUUGCAUUAAACAGUCACAUUGUG